Molecule: messenger RNA, 11765 nt
Organism: Dunckerocampus dactyliophorus (ringed pipefish)
Lineage: Eukaryota; Metazoa; Chordata; Actinopteri; Syngnathiformes; Syngnathidae
Product: collagen alpha-1(XI) chain-like
Exons: 71
Coding region: 250-6528 (2092 amino acids)
Molecular function (GO): extracellular matrix structural constituent; heparin binding
Source: RefSeq, a predicted model, not a curated record
UCUUCCAGGCGUCUCUCCCCUCUUCGGCUGUCUCCAUGGGGCUUUAGCGUCCCGCGAAAAGACAUUUAUCCCGCAAAGCCCCCUCUUUGGUGGCUCUCCCCCACCCCUCUCUCUCUCUCGCAAGGGAAGCCCGCCUUUUUUGUGUCUUGUCACCUCGCAGGAGGAUCAGUCGGGUGCCUCUCGUCGGCUGGCUUUCUGGGUGGAGGACACCCUCGCACCCCCAGGCAGACCUACACCUACUGCAUCACUAUGGAUUUUGGUGCUUGCCCCUUCCGGAAGAAACGGAGACCGUGGCGCGUGCACCUCUCCUCCAUCGCCUUGGCAACAGUGGUGCUCGCCGUGUGCCACAGCACCUUGGCGCAGGCAGACCCGGUGGACGUGCUGCGGGCUCUGCAGGUUCCCUCUCUGCCUGAGGGGGUGAAGAAAGUCCCGGGCUUCUGCACGUCCCGGCGCUUCAGCAGCCCCGACCACGCCUACCGCAUCACCAAGAAGGCCCAGAUCUCCGCCCCCACCAAGCAGCUCUUCUCAGGUCGUUUCCCGGAGAACUUCUCCGUCAUGGCUCUGGUGAAGGCGCAUGCGGGUCUCCAGGCCUUCCUGCUGUCCAUCUACAGCGAGCAGGGCGUCCAGCAGCUGGGCAUCGAGCUCGGACGCUCACCCGUUUUCCUGUACGAGGACCAGAACAGCAAGCCCGCCCCUGAGGACUACCCACUCUUCAAAGGCGUCAACCUGGCUGACGGCAAGUGGCAUCGCAUCGCCUUCUCGGUGUCCAAGAAGAACGUGACGCUGCUCCUGGACUGCAAGAAGAGGAUGAGCCGCCCUCUACCCCGCGGCAACAAUGCCGAGAUCGACACCAACGGCAUCACCGUGUUUGGCGCCCGUCUGCUGGAUGAGGAGGUGUUCCAGGGUGACAUUCAGCAGCUGCUGAUCGCCUCCAAUGCUCAGGCCGCCUACGACUUCUGUGAGCACUACAGCCCCGACUGCGACUCCGCCCCCAAGACCCAGGCCCAGGACCCCAACACAUACAAGAUGAAUGGCAAAGCACCUCCCACCAAAUCCACCCCCGUCAAAGCCAAGCCCACCCUGCCCAAGCCCGCCAAGGGCGGAACCUUCAAAGUCGUCAAGCCUCCGAUGCCCAGCAAAGCCCCCAAGGCUUCCACAGCCAAGCCGUCCAAAGCCAAGCCCACUGCCGCCUCUGUCUUCUUGUCCAAGAUCAAGACCACGUCAGCCGCGAAGCUGAAGACCACCACCGCCCCGGCUAAGAACGGCAAACCGGCUGCUGAGAAGAAGGCCGGUGGAAAAGCUGUUGUGGUAAAAACUGUUAAAAAUGGUAAAGCUGCCGCUGAGGCCAAAGGGAAUGGCGGCGGCAAGGCUGUGGUAGAGAAGAAGGCCUACAGUAACGUAAAGUCCUCAGCUGAGAAGAAAGCCGUCAGCAAGGCGGCGUCCAAGGUUUCAGGCCGAGCUGAGAACAAAGUCAGCAGUGAGGCUAAAGCUCAUAGCAACAGCAAAGUUACUGUGGUAGAAAGGAAAGGUCAGUCGAAAACUGAAACCACUACGAAAGCAAAGACCGUCACUGUAAAAGUAGAGAAGACGACUAUGAGCGCGGCGACGACCGCUUCCAAAGUAGAAGCUACCAAGGCUCCCAAGGCCACAAAAGCAGCAAAACCAGAACCAACCAAAGCAGCCAAAAGUGUGGUGGAAAAGGCUCAAGUGAAGUCAGAAGUCAAAGUCAAAACGGUGGUCUCCAAAGUGCCCCUCGUCAAGCCCACGGCGAGCAAAGCAGUGAAGACCUUGGUGGAGAAGCUGCCCUUCGCCAAGAAGGUACUCACGACGUCGGCUCCUGUCCGGCCCACUCCCCCAAGGCCCACCAAGUCCAAAGCUGCGCUGGACAUUAACAUCAAAUCCCACCACAAGCCGUUCCCGCCUUUUGGCAAGACAGCGCUGAGCGGAACAGCUGUCCCCACCAAGAAAUAUGACAACGGUUACCAACAGGAUGUAGACACUGAAUAUUCCGAGGCUGGCCACACCCCCACAGAGACCGAUUAUUUCUAUGAGGAGACGCUGCCCCAGCCCGAGGGUGAGGUGAUUGGACAAGAAGAGAGCCCUACGCAGCCCCAGGUGGAGCCGGUGUUGGUCGGGGAGGAGGUGGACUCCACCAAGGCUGGCGUCGACGGGGAGCCCUUCACCGAGGAGUACGUGACCGGCGACUUGGGCCUGAAGGAAUACGACUAUUCCUAUCGGGACUACAGCGAGCCGCUACUUGAGGCCGCAGAGGUCGGAGGUGACAUUGGCCCCGCCCUGUCCGCUGUGACAGACGAGGGAGGCGCGGCCUUCAGAGCUCAGAAGGGUGAGAAGGGAGAGCCCGCCGUCCUGGAGCCUGGCAUGCUGAUUGAGGGACCUCCUGGACCUGAAGGACCUGCUGGUCCCACCGGCCCCCCUGGUAGCUCCGGCCCUCCCGGUUCCGUCGGUGAUCCCGGCGAGAGGGGCCCUCCCGGCAAGCCCGGUUUGCCUGGUGCCGACGGUGUGCCCGGACCUCCCGGAUCCUCAGUGAUGCUGCCUUUCCGUUUCGGUCAGAGUGGCGGAGAUAAGGGUCCCGUGGUGUCUGCGCAGGAAGCCCAAGCAGCCGCCAUCUUGUCUCAGGCCAGAAUGGCGCUGAAAGGACCUCCUGGACCAAUGGGAUUCACCGGACGUCCCGGACCACAGGGAAACCCAGGCAGCCAUGGUCUUAAAGGAGAAAGUGGAGAUCCGGGUCCCCAGGGGCCCAGGGGAACUCAGGGUCUGUUGGGACCACCCGGCAAAGCAGGAAGGAGAGGUCGUGCCGGAGCUGAUGGAGCGAGGGGGAUGCCUGGAGAACCCGGCACUAAGGGUGACCGUGGCUUCGAUGGUCUUCCUGGUUUGCCAGGGGACAAAGGACACAGGGGUGACACCGGACCCUUGGGGCCCCCCGGACCUCAAGGAGAGGACGGCGAGAGGGGAGACGACGGUGAGGUCGGACCGAGGGGUCUUCCAGGUGAACCAGGACCUCGUGGCUUGCUCGGCCCAAAAGGUCCUGCUGGAAUUCCCGGACCCCCUGGUGUUCGAGGAAACGACGGACCCGUUGGUCCUAAGGGGAACCUGGGUCCUCAAGGAGAGCCCGGACCUCCAGGUCAGCAGGGGACAUCAGGAACUCAGGGAAUGCCGGGACCUCAGGGAGCCAUGGGAGCCCCCGGAGAGAAGGGCCCUACAGGAAAACCAGGUCUGCCAGGAAUGCCCGGCGCUGAUGGCCCUCCUGGUCACCCAGGAAAGGAGGGACCCUCGGGCACCAAAGGAAACCAGGGCCCCAACGGUCCCCAGGGCGCUAUUGGCUAUCCUGGCCCUCGUGGCAUCAAGGGGGAACAAGGGAUCCGAGGACUGAAGGGUCACAAGGGCGAGAAGGGAGAAGACGGUUUCCCUGGAAUUAAGGGUGACUUUGGUGCCAAAGGAGAGAGGGGCGAGAUCGGAGUGUCUGGUCCCAGAGGAGAGGACGGCCCAGAGGGGCCAAAGGGUCGUGUUGGGCCUCCUGGUGAGCUUGGACCUCUGGGUCCCGUCGGAGAGAAGGGAAAACUCGGCGUCCCUGGACUUCCUGGUUACCCUGGAAGACAAGGACCCAAAGGGUCUCUGGGAUUCCCAGGAUUCCCUGGCUCAAACGGAGAGAAGGGAACAAGGGGUCUGACGGGCAAACCAGGACCAAGAGGACAAAGAGGGCCAACGGGUCCCAGGGGCCAGCGAGGACCACGAGGGGCAACCGGAAAGCCAGGUGCAAAGGGAACUUCCGGAAGCGACGGUCCUCCUGGUCCACUCGGAGAGAGGGGAUUGCCCGGACCUCAAGGAGCCAAUGGUUUCCCCGGACCAAAAGGACCUCCCGGACCACCAGGAAAGGACGGGCUGCCUGGACAUCCCGGACAGAGAGGAGAAGUUGGUUUCCAAGGAAAGAUGGGUCCACCAGGGCCUCCUGGAGUGGUCGGACCUCAGGGCCCAUCAGGAGAGACUGGUCCCAUGGGUGAGCGCGGCCACCCUGGACCCCCAGGUCCACCUGGAGAGCAGGGACUUUCUGGCCCCUCUGGAAAGGAAGGCACCAAGGGAGACCCGGGCCCUCCAGGAGGUCCAGGUAAAGACGGACCCCCCGGACUGAGAGGCUUCCCUGGAGAGAGAGGACUUCCUGGUACCCCUGGAGGUGGAGGACUGAAGGGAAGCGAAGGACCUGCCGGACCUCCUGGACCUGCUGGAUCUCCUGGUGAGAGAGGACCUGCUGGCACUGCCGGACCUGUUGGGCCCCCUGGCAGGCCAGGCCCACAAGGACCUCCUGGUCCCGCUGGAGAGAAGGGUGUUCCUGGUGAGAAAGGUCCAAUCGGCCCUGCAGGGCGGGAUGGAGUACAGGGUCCUGUGGGUCUUCCAGGCCCGGCCGGAACACCAGGAGGACCAGGAGAGGACGGAGACAAGGGUGAGGUGGGAGAACCCGGCCAGAAGGGCGCCAAAGGAGGCAAAGGAGAGCAUGGACCUCCCGGUCCACCCGGCCCAAUGGGGCCCGUCGGUCAGCCUGGUCCUGCUGGUGCCGAUGGAGAGCUCGGACCCAGAGGCCAGCAGGGGCCUUUUGGAGCCAAAGGAGACGAAGGAUCCCGAGGAUUCCCCGGAGCCCCUGGACCCAUCGGACUGCAGGGACUGCCAGGACCACCAGGCGAGAAGGGAGAGACCGGUGAUGUUGGACCUCUGGGUCCUCCAGGCCCUCCAGGACCUCGUGGCCCUGCUGGACCCAACGGCGCUGACGGUCCCCAAGGACCUCCUGGAGGUUUGGGUAAUCCUGGACCUAUUGGAGAGAAGGGAGAGCCUGGAGAGGCCGGACCACCUGGAAUUGGAGGAGAACCAGGAAAGAAGGGUCCUCGAGGCGAGCGCGGAGAGAAGGGAGAGGCUGGACAACCUGGAACUGCUGGUCCCCCUGGAGGACGAGGACGGCCUGGAGAUGAUGGUCCUAAAGGAAACCCUGGUCCAGUUGGUUUCCCUGGCGAUCCUGGUCCCCCUGGUGAGGUUGGACCCAGAGGCCAAGAUGGCGCCAAAGGAGAGCGAGGAGAAGAUGGCGAACAGGGAGAAUCUGGCUCUCCUGGUCCGCCCGGAGAGAACGGACCUCCUGGUCCCCCGGGAAAGAGGGGUCCUGCUGGGACGAGAGGACCUGAGGGUCGGCAGGGUGAGAAGGGAACCAAGGGCGACCCAGGCGCCCUUGGCCCUCCAGGAAAGACCGGUCCCGUCGGUCCUCAGGGCCAACCAGGAAAACCGGGAACUGAAGGUCUGCGUGGUCUCCCAGGAUCAGUGGGUGAGCAAGGAUCUCCCGGCCCGGCCGGACCCAAGGGACCACCCGGACCUGUCGGACCUCCAGGUUUGCUGGGUCUGCGAGGAGACCCGGGUGCUAAAGGAGAGAAGGGACACCCGGGUCUUAUUGGCCUCAUCGGACCCCCGGGAGAGCAAGGAGAGAAGGGUGACCGGGGUUUGCCGGGGCCUCACGGGUCGAGUGGACCCAAGGGAGAAACUGGAAUGCCCGGCGGCACCGGACCCCUCGGCCCUGCUGGUCCUCCUGGUCUUCCUGGUCCUCAAGGUGUCAAAGGAGCCAAGGGUGCUGCUGGAGGAGCUGGUCCGAAAGGAGAAAAGGGUGUUCCAGGACCUCCAGGACUUCCUGGCCCGCCAGGCGAGGUCAUCCAGCCCCUCCCCAUCCAGAGGAGCCCCAAGUCCAAACGUUCCAUCGACGCCAGUCAACUGCUCCCUGAGUCCGACCCCGACAUGCCUGCAUCCGACGCCACCGGCGCUGAGUUCCUGAUGGGCAGCGACGGCAUGGAAGAGAUCUUCGGCUCCCUCAACUCGCUGCGGCAGGAGAUCGAGACCAUGCGCUUCCCGCUGGGCACCCAGGAGAGUCCGGCCCGCACCUGCCUGGACCUGCACCUCAGCCAGCCCGAGCUCAAAGACGGAGAGUACUGGAUUGACCCCAACCAGGGCUGCUCCAGAGAUUCCUUCAAGGUCUUCUGUAACUUCACCAAUGGGGAGACGUGCCUGCACCCCCACAAGAGUGUCAACACGGUGAAGAUGAGCUCGUGGGAGAAAGAGACUCCUGGAUCCUGGUUCAGUCAGUUUGCCACCGGCAGCAAGUUCUAUUACGUGGACUCAGAUGGCGAGCCGGUGGGCGUGGUCCAGCUGGGCUUCCUUCGUCUCCUCAGCGUUCAGGCCCGCCAGCAGCUCACCUACCACUGCCACCGCUCGGUGGCGUGGGCCGACCGCAGCGCCAAGAACAACUACGAUCGGGCGCUGCGCCUCCAGGCCGCCAACGAGGACGAGCUGAGCUACGAGACCUACCCGUACAUCGAGGCGCUGGUGGAUGGCUGCUCUUAUCGUAAAGGCUUCGACAGGACAGUGCUGGAGAUCAACACGCCACAGGUGGAACAUCUCCCUCUGCUGGACAUCAAAGUGUCGGACUUUGGGGAGAGCAACCAACAGUUUGGAUUUGAAGUGGGACCUGUGUGUUUCCAAGGCUAAUCUCUCUCACACACACACACACACGCACUUAGAGACACCUACACAAUCACACACACCCAGUAAAUUAACUUGUAAAUGUUAUGGAAUACACACACACGCACACACACACACACACACACACACACACAGAUGGACGGUGUUGCGAGGCAAAGCCAGCAUCCUCCGUGGAAAAAAAAGCAACAUAAAAAAGUGAAAGAGAAGUUGGACCACCGAGAGGAGCGGCUUCUUCACAAAGACGCAGCAUCCAAAAAAGGGGGGCCGGCUGCAAACUUGAAGCCCGCCCCCCCCACCAAUCCCCCCUCAAGGCCCACCCUUCUCCGCAACUCUGCCCCCCCACCCCCCCACCCCAUGAGCGCUCCAGAGGGUUUCCAGCUUGUUUCGUUUUGCCGCCUUUGCCGAACCCUCCCGCUUGGUCACGUGACCUCCGCAAUGUGACCCACAAGGCCUCCUCUCCCCUCGUGUCCUCCACCCUCCUCUCCCCUCGUGUCCUACACGCGGGACCGCAGCGUUCUCCACCCAGCGCUCGCCUCCCGACAGCAGGGUUGCCAAAUGUUCCAGCAUGCCCUCUUCGCUGAAUAAAAAAAAGCUUGUUUCCCUGAGAGAAAGUGUGUGGCAAAGUGCUAAUUGUGCCAAAGUUCGACCCCCCGUUGUGACGUAAUCAAGCCUCCACCUGGGCAAAUGUGCAUUACACUCCAUUUGUACAGAAAUAGUGAUAUUCUAUUGUAUUUAUUGAAGAACAAACAGGGUGCUUUGAGAUUAAAAAAAAGAACGGACCACCAAACAUUCCCGUCACAUGUGGUAUUUUUCAUUUGUGUUUACUUCCUUUUUUGGAAGACCAAAGAAUCAGCGGCCAUGCUGGACUGUGACAUCAAACCUGUCAGCGCUGUGCUGUUCAAAUGUUUCCAGUCUAACCAUUAAAAAGGUGACUCUCCAGCUCUGUCUUGACGUGCGCUGCUUUCCAAGUUCACGCUUUUGCUGCGGUGUUUUUCUUUCUGAUGGUUUUCAAGUCUGCUUGAGAGCAUGGGGUGGCGGGGGAGGGAUGUCUCUGUCAGCCAUAUUGUGUUUUGUGUUUUUUAUUUCAUCUUACGUGCUCCUGAUUUUACUUUUUAAUAUAUCAAGGGAAGUGGGCGGGGCAGGCCGAAACCUAAAACCAAAUAAAAAAAAUGUCCUUCAGAGAGAAUGACCUCAACUACUAGUUUGUUUUUAUUGCGUUGAAGACAUUUCAACAAAAGAAAUAUGGUGCUGACAAUAAAAGUAUUAUUUUAUAAUGUUUGUAAGUAUUUUUUAAAUUCCUGUAAUAUAUCAUCUUUUCUAAAAUGACCUUUUUGACUGUGUGUUUCUUCCGAGCUUAGCGCUUGCAUUACAAUGGUUGGCCACAGGGUGGCACUGUAACCCACAGUAGCGUAAGAAGAAGAUAAGCGGCACAUUUUGUCCAUGUGGGAUGAAAAUUCAUAUACAGAUACACAUACCUAAAAAAAACUAUUUAAGAAAAAAUAUACACAUCUAAAACGUAAGUUUUCACUUGCCAGUUUGUUUUAUUCGAUGUAGUUUGGACUUAGCCCAUAAUACCCAUCAUGACACGAGUGUCAGAGACACUCUAAAUGUCCUAAAAUACAGUAUGUCCUGUACGGCUUUGCUAGACUGAAACCAAUUCAGAUCCUAAGUUUACGUAAAGGAAACAUUUUCGAGUGGUUGUCAUGUGGCUAUCGUAGGAUAUGGAUUCCCCAAAAUGGCAGUAUGUCAGUGGAAAUGUGUUGCUGCUGAAUCACUGGCACAGUGUGGGCGUAUAAGGAAGUUACCAUACGCGGAAGAUAUGAAGUAUGGUUCCAGUACGCUCCAGAGGCUCCAAGGCGCCGCCCCACCCAAAUGCCUGGGAAAAAAGUCUGCAUGAUGGGAUCAGGAAUCUGGAUGACAAGCGGGUUCACUCUGUGUGUAGCAUCAAGAACCAAAGAUCCUCUACAUGACAGGAACACUCUGUUGUUUACCUGAAGAAGGCGGAGUAUAACAUGGUUGAUCAUCCCGAGUGAAAACAGUCUAAAUAUGCCUUUUUAACAUUAUUAGAGGAGUUUGAGGUGUGCACUUUGGAUGUAAACAUGAAGUGUGUGUGUGUGUGUGUCCACACAGGGCGCCACCCUGGACGGUGCACUUUGUCAAUUCCGAUCAAUAUGCGGAGAGGAUGGCGUGUCGGUGGGAUCUGCUGUCAGAGAGCGACACGGCAAAGAUGAAUCCGUGCACAGGGAGGCGUCUGCUUCAGUCUGAGGAAGAUGGAUCACAUUGUGUACCUGCACCAGGAGGAUUUUGAUGUGACGGUGGAGCCCGGUGUGACCCGGAAGACUCUCAAUGCCGACCUGCGGGACACAGGACUCUGGUUUCCUGUUGGUCAACCAUCUUGCUGUUGGAGGCGAUGGAGAUCUUCCCUUUGGUGUUGGUGCUGUCAUACAGGGACAUCAGACUCUCUUGGUUCCCAUCCAUCUUCUCCCUAAACACAUCUAGCUCAAUCAUCCCACCAUCUGAUCUGAAGGUCACAGUGAAGAAGUAGGCGCCCUUGUAGGGGGCUGUGAAAAUGCCUGCAGGGGGACAAUCACACCUUCAUUAGUGCCCCCCCCCCAGUGGUGCUGUCAAGAGCCUUCAGGUGGUCGUUCAUCCUUCCAGUCACAUCCUUGAAGUACAUGAGUAUAAGUACUACUGCAGUACAUGGUGUCUGUACGUGCUAAUGAAGUACUCAGGCGGUCCAUGCGUGUAGUCCACAGCCAGGAAGGCAAAGGAAUCCAUCCCACUUCGAUGGCUAUGAAGAGGAACAUCACGAUGAAGAGGAUCUGGAGGUCUUUUCCCUUCAACCACUUGACUCCAGUCUUUCUGUGAUCUGAAUGAGAGAAGAUGGAAGAACAUGCUGCUUCUAAACAAACACUAUGGGGCUUCAUGGCUGGGGGGGUGUGAGAGCAGACAUGUGACCCCAGUCAGGGCCAACGACGAGCCCAAACAAACUAAGUCAAAGUGAAAUAAAAAAUGCUAUUUGUUAGUACAUUAACAAUGAACAUUUAAACACUGUGUAUUUAAGUUUAUACCUUUAAAAAUAGCAAAAAUGCUAAUAUGCUAACAUUACCGAGUAAAAAUGGCUCAAGUGCUAAGAUGCUAGCUAGCAUAUAAACAAUGUUAACGUGCUAAUGUUUAGCAUGCUAAUGAUGCUAACAUGCUAGUAGCUAGCAUGCUAGUGCUGAGUGCUUAUGCGAGUUUAUGCCGAUAAAAAUGGCUUAACGCUUCUGACUCAUCAGUACCCAAAAGGUUAAAAAAAGGAUUUAAAAAAUUUGACUUUGUCGUGCAAUUUUGUGCACAGAUUGCUAAAUGUAAAUGCUAGCGGCAUGAAACUACCAGUGAGCUUUGGAGACGUCAUUGGCUCAUGUGACGUUUUCCCCGGGGUUCUUUGGAGUCCGAAUCCGAAAUACACGCACAGUAAGUUUGAAUAGUGCCCCCUUUCGGCCAAUAUACUCCCAUUAUAAACAUCUAUUUUUCAUGUUGAAUAAUCCUAAUAUUUUAAUUUUUUCCUGUAAAUAACAGAUGAAUCCCACGCUCGGAGUCGGGUUUUCGGUGAAAAGGUGACUGGAGUUGUUUAAUUUUUCACCACUAGAUGGCGCCAGAGACCAACAGUUGCUUUGGGAAAACCUGUUUGCUAUUACGACGCUCUUCGGGAGGUGAAUCGUGUGCGUGCAUCUGUGUUCGUGCGUGCACGGGCGCGCGCAUCUUCUGCUGAGACGUGCAGAUAAUGAUUAUUGCGCGAGGUCUGCACAAUAAAAGCACUGAAUUUCACAAAAUCGUUGAUCCUUUUGCAAAAUGCAUGUCAGCAUCGAUCGUGUUUUCAUGACAUUACCGUCGCGUUUGUCGCAUAAACAUGACGUCAAAUGUACACGCUCGGACGCAAUCACACGACUCCAACAGAAGAGGCCAUAUUCCACAUGAGAAGCGCACAAGGCCACCCUGGAGUCCGAUGAUUCAAAAGUUGCUAUCAACGACACAUCUGAAGCUGAUCUAGGGAUUUUAAAUAUCAAUAUGUGACUUACAGUAUCAGAAAUACUCUUAUGGGCGUGGCCCAAACACCGUCUAUUCGACGUUAGCGUGAGGGACUUUAAAGCAAGCAUGAAGACUUAAAUGCUAAGAUGCUAAGCUAAACGCUAGCUAGAGACACGCCCACGCGUUCCUGAGUGGAUCGGUAUGUAAGUAACGUGUUCCACCUUGUGCCAAUCAAGGGUGCAGGCAUGAUGGGGGCAACUCAAAGGCCAAUGAAAAGGAGCCGUCUGACUUCUAUUGAUCUCGAGGAGCGCAGGGACCGUGUACAAAUGUAGUCUUCUUGUUCUGCCUGAUCACGUGUGUAGCAUGUACACUAAGUCCCCAACUAACGAACACAAUUGGUUCCAGACGACCGUUCUUAAGUCGAAACAAAAUUAAUAUUAGCAAUGAUAUAGGUACUACAUGUACGUGUAUACAUAUACAGUAUAUGUGUAUGUAUGUAAAUAUGAGUUUGGAUGCAGUAGUAAUAUUAAACCAGGAUAAUUAAUGAAAAAAACAAUAAUAAAAGUGAUAUAAUAAUACGUAAUGAUAAAUGUUAUUUAUCUUUGAAGAGGAGUGGUAGAACAUACGUCGUUGGUGGUGGAGGAGGAGUUAUUGAAAAAAAGGACAAAUGGUGGUGGUGGUUAGACUCUUCUAAAAGAGGUAGUGUUCUGUGGGUGGUGUAGAAUUAAGCAGGCCUAUUAACUCUUCAACUUUAAUCACACGCUCUGUUCGGGUUGUAUCAUAAAGCUAAACCUUAGCUUUCUAUUUACCGGAAGCUCUGCAGCGUCUGUUGGUCCCAUUAGCAGUGUCACAGUGCCCUCUACUGGUCAAGCAUGUACAGGAGCAGUAGAAAUUCUGUACUGAUUGAGCAGCCUAAGCACUACAAGGCAAAAUAAAACGACGUGUGUUUUUCAAUCAUUCUGCUUCAUCAAUUCAAUUGUGUCACGUGUCCGUGUGUCCAAUAGCUUCACUGCCGUGAAGAAGAGGAGGACCUCACAAAUCAAAUCAAUGGCCAAGUGAAGCUAUUGAACGAACGUAUUUAUGAAACAAUAACAAUUCCCCAGAAUGAUUUCAAAGCACAUAUUUUUUUAUUAUUUUUUUUUUGGUUGUAUUUUUUUUACAAAUACUAACGUUCUACUCGUACGUUUUCUUCUCAUACUAACAUGACUUAUUCUCAUCAUAUUUUAACCCUU